This is a messenger RNA of Rhopilema esculentum, 2188 nucleotides long. Lineage: Eukaryota; Metazoa; Cnidaria; Scyphozoa; Rhizostomeae; Rhizostomatidae. The record is from RefSeq and is a predicted model, not a curated record.
GCGAGCCUGAGAAACAAGAUGAGCAUUAACGGAAAAUUCUCAGAAGAAAAUUAAUAUAUUUUAAUUGCAAUCAACCGUCGCAUCCCCGCAACAUUUGUUUUAAAACACAAAGAGGUUUUUUGCUAAUUUCAACUUUAUGAGGUACAAAACUGUAAUAUUAAUAUAAGGCUACAAAAUUUAGUUUCAAUAUCUAAGCUCCACAGACAUGGCCUCGGUUGGGACAAAUCAUCAAACGCUGGCUGUGACGAAACAAACUCGGUUUCACGUCUAAUCAAUCUGACGUCACAAGAGACGGAAAACCCUAUAAAUUCGAUGUUAGCUAUAUAUUUAUCAGAAUGUUUGAUGUUUCAAUAUCGAAACACUGUUUACGAAUCUCGAAAACAAUGGAAGAUACGAAUAUAUCGCGAAACAAGAGAAGAAGAAUGCGAGAGAAGGAUCGCAUGAUUAUGCUGAACGAGGAGCUGGUUAAUUUGAGACAACGAAUGGCUGCAUUGAAAGAAGGAAGCAAUCGUUCGUCAACAGAGAUGGCAGAAUUGCGAUGCACAAACAAGCAACUUCUCGACAGUCUUCAUACCGAACGAGAAAGUCGCCAAGCACUAAGACAAGUAUCCGCGGUGAGAUUCUAUAACUGAAAGAUUUAAUAGUUUGACAACAGAAGGUGCAAACCAAAGAAUUUCUAGUAGUGGAAAGAAACGUAUUGUGAUGGAGUUAAUAAAAACUGAAGGAAGAAAAAAGUUUUAAGAUUGAUGACAGAAAAAAUUAUUCUUUGAUGUUUUUCACCAUUUAGGUAAACCUGUAAUAGAAGGUUUUGAUAUGUAAUAGUAACAACAUUCAUAAAAUAAUAUUUCAGGAACUGGAUGCUCCUCUGGAGGAAGUAAAUGCUACAUCAGAGAGUUCUGCCUCAAUCAAAGAUCAGGAGUCACAAACCGAUGUUGGAACUCAAUCCAAUCACCAGAUUUUGAACGACAAUACAAAUCACAAAGAAGAUUUGAAGGAAGAAAACAGCAGCCUCAAGGAAGUAAUCAAGGAGUUACAGAAGCAACUCGCUGACGAGAGAAAGAACAAUGAAGAUAACAAAGUCCAAAUCGAGUCUUUGAGAGUCAAAGCUAAAACAUUUGAAGACCAUUCUACCCUUUUGGCUUAUGAGCUACACGAAAUGACGGUGGAUAGAAACUCCUUGCUGAAUGCGCUGGAAGGCAAGCAGGAAAAGAUCAAGACCAUCCAAGCAAAGUGGAAGGCAAAAGUUAAAAAGAUGGCUGAUCAACAUGAAGUAAAACUCUACGAUGAGCAGGUCAAGAGUUAUAGACUGCGUGUGCAAAACAAAAAUCUUAAAGCUGAACUCGAUCAAAUAAAGAACGAUAUGGCAGAAGAAAAGCUACAAUUGACAGUGACAAAUUUUCUCAAUGGCAUUGUCAAUGACGUAGAAAGCACAAUAAAUCACAAUAAAGUCAAGCCACUCAGAGAACACAUUCAGCAGCUGCAGUUUAAACUUGUUCAGGCAGAAAGCGAACAGGAGCUUCGAAGCCAGCAAGAAGAAAAGACAAAAGAGGAAUACCACAAGGUAUUUAACCAAUUCCAAAUGCUUCAGCGGCAGAACGAGCGGCUCGAAAACGACAAUACAAGGCUUAACAACAAAGUUCUUGUGAUGCGCCAGGAAAAUACCGAGGCCCAUCAGAAGUUCUUGGAGGAACAAACUGACCGAAUCACUGCGAAGAUGUCGUUCGUGGCACAAAUAAAGCAGCUUGAAGAGAACUGUACCAGUUUAAAAGAGGCGAAUACAGUUCUAUCUGAAGACGGCCAACGUUUAAAAAGCGCUUUCGCAAGAAAGAAGAAAGAAAAUGAUGGACUAAUAGGAGAUAUCCAGGACCUUAGGGAGAGAGUCGAAGAGAAAGAAAACAUCAUUGAAGAACUCCAAGCAAAGAAACGCAGAGGUUGCUUACGAAGGUUGGUUUGCUGGAAAUAACCAGGACAGUAAAAUAUAAUAUCAUCGAAUUGACAAUUUUUAUUAAUAAACAACAAUUUAUAAAACGCUGAGAUUUUCAGGUUUAAUUUGUUGUAAAUAUGUUUUUUAGUCUGAAUUACAGUACUUUUUAAAUAAAAAUCUCUUUUCUUGGACAUUUUCUGGGAAAUUGAUUGUUAACUCUGUGAAAACACAAUACGCUUUGGUGCUUGAGCGAUCGAUUGCUUG